This is a messenger RNA of Diuraphis noxia (Russian wheat aphid), 1393 nucleotides long. Its product is annotated as tRNA (adenine(37)-N6)-methyltransferase. NCBI's taxonomy places the organism in Eukaryota, Metazoa, Arthropoda, Insecta, Hemiptera, Aphididae. The record is from RefSeq and is a predicted model, not a curated record.
CAGAACAAAGGCAAGAAUGAUAGACAAAUUUUCGCGGGAAAAAUCACUAUUAUAAUGAUAUAUCCACCUUGAAAAAUCUAUUGUGGAUGGCGUCGGUGAGCAGUUCAGAGACAAUUGACAAUGUCACAGAUAUCACUGAAAGCUUGAAACAGUUGUCCGUUGCAAGAGCCCAAAUUAAUUUGUUGAGAAAGCAGAACGAGUCUUUAAAAAAACAAUUAAAUGAUAAAGAUUUAAUUGCUUCAAAUGGGCCAAGCAUAUCUAGCAGCUCUGAAAAAAUUGAACUAUCCAUUAUAGGAACAAUAAAAACGAAAUUUAAAGAACGUAGAUGUGUACCACGACAACCUGGUCUCUGUCCUCUAGCUCAAGCUUGUCUGACAAUAUCCAACUCUGUAUUCACUAAUCCUAACCAUGCACUUGAAGGCCUCUCAGAUUUCUCUCAUAUGUGGAUUUUGUUUCAUUUUCAUAAAAAUGAAACCACUCAUGUUCAUGCAAAAGUAUCACCACCUAGAUUAAAUGGUUUGCGAACUGGUGUACUUGGCACUCGAUCUCCACACCGACCCUCGCCAAUUGGCUUGUCUCUAGUGCAAAUCGAUAAAGUUGAAGGGAAUUCUGUGUAUUUUUCUGGAGUGGAUAUGAUAGAUGGUACUCCAGUGCUCGAUAUCAAGCCAUAUAUUCCACAUUAUGAUGCACCAGUUACUCUUAGGUCUGACCAACAUGUUUCAUUAUUUGAUAAUGGCUCACAUCAAAUACUCUUAGAUCCAUUGACAUCUGACCGAGAAGCACCUGAUGGAGAAGAAACUGAUGCAUAUGAUAUGCCUCUUUCUCCCCUACAUACAAGARUUAGAGUACCUCUGUGGAUUACUGAACCACUGAUGCAGCAACUAACUGUAGAGUUCUCAUCGAGAGCAAGAGAAUUUUUAAACUCAUUGGAUACCAAUGAUAUUGAGGCGACUAUAAUAAGCAUAUUGAAAGAAGAUCCUCGGUCAGUUUAUGUCCGAGAACGUUAUAGUAAUCAGUUUUAUACAUUCUUAAUUGGAGGCUAUCAUGUGAGUUGCAAGUUUGAUGAUACUAAACACACAAUAAGUGUCUACAGAAUAUCAUACGUUGAUAGUAUGGACAAUAUAGCUGAUCAAGAAGGAGCCCAAUGUUUGUCUAUAGGUUAGUCCAUAAGUAAUUAAUAAUAACUUAAAMUUUAUUAUUAUGUUCCUUUUUUCAUCUAUUCCUAUUUGAAAUAUGAUUAUGCAAUUUAUAAAAUAGUUAGUUCUGCUAGUGUGGUAUGAAAAUUAAUUUUAUUGUUUUUUAUACAAUACGAAUAAUCAACUAUAAACUUAAGUAAUUAGAUGAGAUUUUAUAACUGUUAUAAUUCUUAAUUUUAAUACUAUAGAUUAGCAUG